AUGUGCUCUGAAGAAGAAUUGAAAGACAUGGAUGGAUUCAAAAAAGGGUCACGUUUCAUUGAGGUCAAGUGUGGUUGCACAAGCAAGAAAUAUGGUGAUACCAUUGGGAAGCUCAGGGUUUCUUCCAAUGGCCAAUUUUUGAUAUCCUGCAAAUGCACAUCGACUCAUGAUGAAAAGAGAUUGACUCCCUAUGAUUUCCAAAAGCAUUAUGGAAAAGAAGGAGCAUGGAAAUGGAAGAACCACAUUUGGGUGCUCAUAAAUAAGAAGAAGGUUCCUUUAGGGAGAACUGCUCUCCUGAAAUAUUACAAACAUGCAUCCAAUGGAACAAACGGGCAAAGCACCAUGCAAGCUAAACGUCUUUUUCAUCGUGAUGAGUUCAUUACUUGUUCAAAUUGUAAGAUAGAACGCAGGUUUCGUCUCCGGACUGAAGAGGAAUGCAGAAUUUACCAUGAUGCUUUGAAUGCAAGAAGGUGGAGGUGUGACGACUCGCCAUAUCACAAAUUCACCUGCCAUGAUGGUGAACAGCGAGCAAGUAGUAAGAGCUGCAAAGGCUGUCCUCGAUCUCCGACCUGCAAAGGUUGCACUACUUGUGUGUGUUUUGGGUGCCUAAAGUGCCGUUUUCUGGAUUGCAGGUGUCGCACUUGCAUUGAUUUCAUGAAAAAUGCAGAACCUUGAGCUAUAGGAACUAAACAUUGAUCCUUUCUGUGCUGCAAUGCCCCAACUAUCAUUUCACUAGCAGCAAAGGAAAAAGGAUCAAUUAGAGUUC
Messenger RNA from Durio zibethinus, 766 nucleotides. RefSeq names its product protein ULTRAPETALA 1-like. The record is from RefSeq and is a predicted model, not a curated record. Lineage: Eukaryota; Viridiplantae; Streptophyta; Magnoliopsida; Malvales; Malvaceae. Gene Ontology annotation, cellular component: nucleus; cytosol.